This is a messenger RNA of Penicillium antarcticum, 1758 nucleotides long. Its product is annotated as calcium-binding mitochondrial carrier protein. The coding region runs from base 1 to 1758 and encodes 585 amino acids. Gene Ontology annotation, biological process: transmembrane transport. Gene Ontology annotation, molecular function: ATP transmembrane transporter activity; calcium ion binding. NCBI's taxonomy places the organism in Eukaryota, Fungi, Ascomycota, Eurotiomycetes, Eurotiales, Aspergillaceae. The record is from RefSeq and is a predicted model, not a curated record. The transcript has 8 exons.
AUGGCACCCGGCGAGUCGAAAGACGAACGCGACGAACGAGUUGCCAAACUCUGGGAAUCCCUGGAUACUCGACGCGAAGGCCAUAUCGACCUGGCAGGACUCAAGAAGGGUCUUAAGAAGAUCGACCACCCUUUGAAAAAUGCAGAUGACAUGGUCCGCAACGUCGUGCGGGAAGUCGACACCAAUGGCGAUGGCCGUAUAGACCAAGCUGAAUUCCGAGCGUUUGUCGACCAUACAGAGGACGGUCUAUGGCAGAUGUUCCAGAGGAUCGAUCGGAAUCACAACGGAGAAAUCGACAAGAGCGAAUUAAAAAACGCUUUUGCUCAGUCUGGAGUCACGGUAUCGAGCGCCAAACUAGAUCGAUUUUUCGCGGAGGUCGACAAAAACAAUGACGGGGUCAUCUCAUACACAGAAUGGAGGGACUUUCUUCUUUUCCUACCUCUACAUUCCCCGGCCGACCUACACGCAGUCCUGUCAUACUACACGGCCACGGGCAAUCUAAACCCGGAAGGAGAUGUCCACAUCAAUGACCUGCAGGGUUUAGGUACAGACCACCCGUUUCUUACCUCUUAUAUUCUGGCCAUCCAAUCCCUUUUGUACAAUAUUCUCUCCCUACCCGCCUUGGCCGCUCUCCUUCCUUCAGUGUAUGCGCAAUCCACUCAAAGCUUAAAUUUGGGACCUGUUCCCGAUGAUGACUUUGCCUCGAUAGAGGGAGACUUUGAGUUGGAGUGGUUGCCCAUCCCCAAGACUACCGCAAUGUGGAUGUCUCUGCGAUAUUAUGAACGGAAGUUGACCGAAAAUACCCCUCAAUUAGGCUACUUCAUUGCAGGUGGAAUCGCGGGCGCUGUCUCAAGGACAGCGACCGCUCCCCUUGACCGUCUCAAAGUCUAUCUCAUUGCUCAGACCGGCGUCAAAGAAACAACCCUUCGAGCGGCGAAGGAGGGAGCCCCACUGGUCGCGGCAGGAAAUGCUUCCAGAACACUGCUCGAUGCUUUACAGGUAUUAUGGCGAGCCGGAGGAAUCCGCAGUCUGUUCGCAGGAAAUGGCUUGAACGUUGUGAAGGUCAUGCCAGAGUCUGCAAUCAAGUUUGGCGCCUAUGAGUCUGCGAAACGAGCAUUUGCUCGACUUGAAGGGCACAACGAUACCAAGCGACUCCUACCAACGUCACAAUUCAUGUCCGGUGGUUUCGGAGGAAUGGUGGCACAAUGCUUUGUAUAUCCCCUUGAUACCCUCAAAUUUCGCAUGCAGUGUGAAACUGUAAAGGGUGGCCCAAAGGGAAACCAGCUCAUUGCCGCCACAGCGAAAAAAGUCUGGAACAAGAACGGCCUAUUUGGCUUUUUCCGAGGACUUCCUCUUGGCCUUGUCGGAAUGUUCCCUUACGCCGCAAUCGACUUGUCGACGUUUGAGUAUUUGAAAAGAUCACUUAUUGCCAAGAAGGCCCGCGAGCAAGGCUGUCAUGAAGAUGAUGUUCCGCUUGGCAACUUUGCGACAGGUGCAAUCGGCGCCACAAGUGGUGGAUUCAGCGCAUCGAUCGUCUAUCCCCUCAAUGUCCUACGCACCCGACUGCAAACCCAGGGUACGGUCAUGCAUCCGCCUACAUACAACGGCAUCGGCGACGUUCUACGCAGCACCCUCGCAUCUGAAGGACCCCGCGGUCUCUACAAGGGUCUCACACCCAAUCUUCUGAAGGUGGCACCGGCCAUGUCGAUCAGUUACGUGGUCUACGAAAAUGCGAAACGUACGCUCGGCUUGAGAUGA